Molecule: messenger RNA, 804 nt
Organism: Malus domestica (apple)
Lineage: Eukaryota; Viridiplantae; Streptophyta; Magnoliopsida; Rosales; Rosaceae
Product: dirigent protein 22-like
Source: RefSeq, a predicted model, not a curated record
UAUGCUCGAUUGUAUUUGUAUAUAAACCAUAAAGUCAGAACACAACAUAUUCGAAACCUGCAAUUCCAAAUUCAUUUCCAGCCAUGGCCAAAACCUCCCAAACCCUCCCAGAUCUACCAUCUACCCUACUCAUAUUUUCCUUCACUGUUCUCUUCUCUACAACCCUAGGGCUCAAAAACCAAGAAAAGCUAAGCCACCUCCAUUUCUACUUCCAUGACAUAGUCAGCGGUCCAAACCCUGCUGCCGUCUGGGUUGCCCAAACACCCAUCUCCAAAAAAUCUCCAACCCUAUUCGGCUCUAUAGCCAUGUUCGACGACCCGCUAACCGUAGGCCCCACAAGGAGCUCCAAACUUGUGGGGAGAGCACAGGGGUUAUACGGGUCAGCCUCACAGAGUGAAGAUGCUUUGUUGAUGGCCAUGAACUUCGUAUUUUAUGAAGGCAAUUAUAAUGGGAGCAGUCUCAGUGUGCUGGGUCGAAACUCCGUGCUUGAAGCCGUGAGAGAGAUGCCGGUAAUCGGUGGAAGUGGGGUUUUCCGGCUGGCUCGCGGGUAUGUUCAGGCGAAGACUGUCACGUUUAAUGCAACUAGUGGGGAUGCUCUUGUUGAAUAUGAUGCGUUUGUCUUCCAUUAUUGACUUGUCUGCUUUUCUCAUCUCCACAAUGCUGUCUUCGCUGUGUUUUGGUCAAAGUGUAGUAGGUGGAGUGGUGGGGUUUUGCUUUUUGGUGUAUAAACAAAAUUUAAGUUUCGCUUUAUUUCUUGUAAUUGAAAAGUGGUUCCUUAAUCUCUUAAAACUCAUAUUUCAUUCA